AUGGCGACGAGGCCAAACAUGACGUUGACACGAGAUGAAGUGCAUGAGUUCGUACGAGUACUGAGGGCUGAGAUGGAGAAACCAGCCUUCAUUGAAAGUGUCCGCGCUGCCGCAUUGAAGGAACCCAUACCGACCUCUCUAUUAGAACUAUUACUCAUUUACGAGAAGAAGCAGGUGGAGUUCCUCACCAAUCACAACGCCAAUAGGCAACAAGGAGCACAAAACCAACAAGGCAGUGUUGAGGGAGGCGAUAUCGAUGGUAAUGCAGGUGACGAUACGACCGCUUCAUUAACUGGUGCCCGCAUUUUGGAGGAACUAAAGAUGGCUGUAACGGGAUACCCUGACCCUGAAACAACAUCGUUAAUUAAGGCAAUGUGUAUGGUGGAAGAAUCGCAACUAUUAACGAUAUCUGCGACAACGCCGGAGUUGCAGCCGUUAAUGGGCAAUCAUAAUUGUAAUGAUCCCUCUCAUUCUCAUUCUCAUUCCCACGAACACGGUCACUCCCACGAUCACGGGCAUUCACACAGUCAUGGACAUUGUCAUGGUCAUGGCCCUUCCCAAGAGCAAAUGAUGAUGAUGCAGAUGGCAAUGCAAUCUCUGACACCUGCAAUGCGUACGGAUAUGGAAAAUAUACAGCGUAGUAUUAUGAGCGGCCAACGCCUAACGCCCGAGCAGGCAACCAAAAUGCGAAACAUUCAAAUGCACACAAUGGCAUUCAUGAAUACUGUGAAACGAUUCGGUAGGGGUGGUGGGACAGGCACCCCACCGACAGCACAGUGA
Trypanosoma brucei brucei TREU927 is the source of this 780-nucleotide messenger RNA. RefSeq lists its product as hypothetical. The record is from RefSeq and is a predicted model, not a curated record. Bases 1 to 780 code for a protein of 259 amino acids. NCBI's taxonomy places the organism in Eukaryota, Euglenozoa, Kinetoplastea, Trypanosomatida, Trypanosomatidae. The transcript has a single exon.